Messenger RNA from Lycium ferocissimum, 987 nucleotides. Its product is annotated as cytochrome b6-f complex iron-sulfur subunit, chloroplastic-like. Lineage: Eukaryota; Viridiplantae; Streptophyta; Magnoliopsida; Solanales; Solanaceae. The transcript is spliced from 4 exons. Gene Ontology annotation, molecular function: 2 iron, 2 sulfur cluster binding. The record is from RefSeq and is a predicted model, not a curated record. The coding region runs from base 16 to 666 and encodes 216 amino acids. Gene Ontology annotation, cellular component: plasma membrane.
GCCUUUCAAAACAUCAUGGGACGUCUCCGACGCUCCAUUACUCCGGUGAGGUACAUGUCAUACUCAUGCUCUGAAAAUGCGGGGUAUAACAGAAAGGACAAGAGGAUGAAAGUGAAAUGCAUGGCUACUAGCAUUCCUGCAGAUAAUGUGCCUGAUAUGGAAAAGAGGAAGCUCAUGAAUUUUCUUUUAUUGGGUGCUCUUGCUCUCCCCACUGGUGGCAUGUUUGUACCUUAUGCUACUUUCUUUGCACCAUCUGGCUCAGGAGGUGGUAGUGGUGGUACCGUUGCCAGGGAUGCGUUAGGUAAUGAUGUCGUUGCAACUGAAUGGCUCAAAACUCAUGCACCUGGAACCCGAACCCUCACACAAGGACUAAAGGGACUCAUACAUCCUACUUACCUUGUUGUGGAGAACGAUGGAACAAUCGCGACCUAUGGUAUCAACGCCGUGUGCUCCCACCUUGGUUGUGUUGUGCCGUGGAAUACUGCUGAGAACAAGUUCAUUUGCCCCUGCCAUGGAUCCCAAUACAACAGUCAAGGAAGAGUUGUUAGAGGACCUGCUCCUUUGUCCUUGGCAUUGGCUCAUGCAGACGUUGAUGAUGGGAAGGCGGUGUUUGUUCCAUGGGUUGAAACAGACUUCAGAACUGGUGAUGCUCCAUGGUGGGCUUAGAAUAUUCCAUCUAGCUUUAUUUUUAUAGUAUAUAUAUUCUCUUGUAUCAUUGUUACAUAGAGCUUAUUCCCUCUUUCAUUUAAAAAAAAAAAAAACAAACAAACAAACAAACAAACAAAAAAUGUAACUAUUGAAGCAUAAUCCUUGCAGUCCCAAAAUAACUUUUUUGUUUGGGGUACAGCUAUUUUUUUUUUGUAUUUAUCACUUUAUUUACAUCACUCCAUUUUCAUUAAGGUCUUUAAAAGAUGUUUUUGAAUGUGAUCCUAAAAACAAAAGUCGACCACUUUUAUCAGUGUUAAUGUUCAAAAUCAUAUUUUCAUU